Molecule: messenger RNA, 435 nt
Organism: Pieris macdunnoughi
Lineage: Eukaryota; Metazoa; Arthropoda; Insecta; Lepidoptera; Pieridae
Source: the annotation of a GenBank genome assembly
AUGUUAUUCUCUUUGGGAAAUCGUCCUACCAAGGUCAGCGUGGUCACGAACCAUAUGAUCACUGAAGCCUUCCUCGCUGUCAUGGACUGUAAUGUUAUUGUUGUUGACUGGCAACGUCUCGCUGGUCAAGGAUGUAACACUGCUGCAAGAGGAGUGCCAGAUCUUGGCAAUCAUUUGGGUAGCUUUAUUUGGGUAGACAGUCUCCUUCUAACUGGCUUCAGUUUGGGAGCUUAUGUUGUCUGUAAUGCUGGACGCCAAAUCGGCGGGCGUGCUCGCAGAGAGACAGGCUUGGACUCGGCUGGUCCUACCUGUGGUGGAAACAGUCAAGCACUCAACCGAAACUGUGGUAGAUAUGUCGAAGGAAUCCACACCGAUGGACGUACCCGUGGCUUCAUGAAUCUUAUAGCACAUGCAGACUUCUACCCGAACGGUUGA